Dictyostelium purpureum is the source of this 1182-nucleotide messenger RNA. RefSeq lists its product as uncharacterized. Lineage: Eukaryota; Evosea; Eumycetozoa; Dictyosteliales; Dictyosteliaceae. Bases 1 to 1041 code for a protein of 346 amino acids. The record is from RefSeq and is a predicted model, not a curated record. Gene Ontology annotation, molecular function: G protein-coupled receptor activity. The transcript is spliced from 4 exons. Gene Ontology annotation, biological process: cell surface receptor signaling pathway; adenylate cyclase-activating G protein-coupled receptor signaling pathway. Gene Ontology annotation, cellular component: plasma membrane.
AUGGAUUCAAUAAUUGCAUUUGGUUUAAACAAUACCAUUGUUGGAAAUAAUGGUGAUAUAUUUACUUCAACAGCAACAGCAGCAACAGAAGAAUCUUCAUUUGAUAAUAAACAAUUAAUAACAAUUUUUAUAGCAUGCGCACCAGUUUCAAUAGUAGGCUCAUUAUUUAUUAUUAUUACUUGGUCUAUUUUCGCCAAAUUAAAGCACAGUGGUUCAAAUUUUAUAUGGUUUCAAGCAAUCUCCGAUUUUUUAUUUACUUUAAAAUAUAUUAUUACAAUUAUUUUUUAUUAUUUAAAUAUACCACAAUUUACUGAAAGUACAACUGUAAAUGAUCCUGUAUCACCAUAUUGUUUUGGAUUAGGAUUAUUUAGUCAAUUUUUUGGACAAGCAACAAUAUUAUGGUCAUUUUCAAUGACAAUUAAAGUAUUUCACUCAUAUAUUAAAAUAAAAUCAAAUAAACCAAAGCAACAACAGCAACAACAAAUACAACCACAGCAGCAAUCAGGUGAAAAAAGUUUAAAAUAUUAUCAUUUAUUUGUAUGGGGAUUUUGUGCAAUUAAUGCAGCAGUUGUCGGUGUUUUUAAACAAUAUGGUCCAACAUCUACAGGUUGUUGGAUUGUAGGAUCAUCAAACCCAUUUAGAUUAUUUGAAUUAAUACCACUUUAUAUUACAAUCACAUUUUCAGUUAUUAUAUUAAUUUUGAUUCUCAUUAAAAUGAGAAAGAAUAGACCAAUAUCUUUAUUACCAACAGAAUCUCAACGUUAUCGUUUACAAGAAAGAGAAUUUAAAGUUCAACUAAUGAAAUUCAUAUUGAUUUUUGUUAUAUUUUGGACUCCUGCUACAAUUUUAAGAACAUUGGAAUAUUUUGGUAUUGAAAACAAAUUCUUUAUUCUUUUGGAUGCUGUUUCAGUAAGUCUCCAAGCUUUAGCAAAUGCAUUAGUAUGGGCAACAUCAAAACAAUUCUACACAUUAUUAAAUAAAAAGAUUAAAGGUUCAAGAAAAACAAAACAAUUAGAAAGAGAAUAUUUAAUCAAUAAAUAAAUUUAUAUAAAUUAUAAAUAAUAAUAAAUACCCCACAAUAAAUACCCCAAAUAACAAAUAACAAAAAAAAAGAACAAAAUUAAAAAAAAAAAAACUAAUAAACUAAAUAAUUAAAUUAAUUAUUAAUAAUUCUAAAUUUUU